Dreissena polymorpha is the source of this 1091-nucleotide messenger RNA. RefSeq lists its product as uncharacterized. The record is from RefSeq and is a predicted model, not a curated record. Lineage: Eukaryota; Metazoa; Mollusca; Bivalvia; Myida; Dreissenidae. The transcript is spliced from 3 exons. The coding region runs from base 107 to 601 and encodes 164 amino acids.
GACAUACACAUCAAACGACCUGCUUUCAAACAGCCAAAUUUAUUUUGACUCGGGGCCGUCUUGUUGCCAGCGGUUUCACACGCUUUUCCGGCCUCAGUGCAAGAUUAUGUUGAUUGUAUGUGCAGUGUUAACAUUCGCGUCGUUUUUGCCUCUUGUUGAGAAUGCUGGUUCUAGCAAGAAGGGAAUCGGCGCCGCCGCGGCUACUUUGAAGUGCGAUGAUUUCCGUGUGCUGAAUAACAUAUCCUGGUGGUACGAUUGGACACAACAUUACCAACAGCUGACCAAUCAUUGCACUGCCUCUAACGUUCACGUGCCUGAAUUCGUGCCCAUGGUGAGAGUCCUGCAUAGCAACGAAACCGCUCAAAACAUCCACAUUCCGCCUGGCUCUCACUUCGUUCUGGGAUACAACGAGCCCGACCUUGUCACUCUCAAUAACAUGGCGCCACAGCAGGCCGCCAUGUACUGGCCUAUGGUCGAGAAGGCGGCCGUCGGAAUUCCACUAUUGGCUCCCGUGUCGUAUAAACAUGACUUCGUGUGGCUUGAUCAGUUCUUCCAGCAUUGUGAUGGAUGUCGAAUCGACUAUGUCGCUGCCCUUUUGUAAUGCUAACCAAGUCAUGGCGCAUUUGAAGGCGUUAUACAACCGCUUCCACAAAAAGGUGUGGCUGACCGAAUUCGCCUGCCCUCACACUCCCGACGAGCACGUGCAGUUGGGUCUCAUGAGGACGUUGUUGCCACAACUGGAGGCGGAUGAUUUCGUUUAUCUGUAUUGAUCAUUACAUGUGUUGCUAUUUAAGAAAUAAAGACUAUUUUUAUUUAACGAUAAGCAAAUGUAUCUAUGUGAUAUUAUCGUUUAGUAUGCAUUAUGCAAAUACAUCAUAGUUAAAUAUAUAUGAACAGCAAGUAUGCAUAGGUAUGGAUUUUUUUGUUUUCAGUAUACGUAAAUUCAUUUAAUAUGUAAAAGGCAAAUGUGUGUAAUAUUUUGCAUAGCUUGCUAGCUGAUUUUAGGAAAUAUAUAGUGGACGAUACUAAGUUAUACGGCACAAGUAUCACCAAUUAUAAUGAGUAAAUAAGUGACUUACAAAUAUGUGUUG